CAGCACUUCGCAUUCAGCCCCUCUAUUCACAUUUAAAUGAGGCGUUAUAAAUACCUACUACUGGCACUAUCGUUGCGCUUGAGGCUGCAUAACAAAUCUAGUACCAGUCUGCGCAAAAGUACAGCUCGGCUUUGUUUGCAGCAGGGACCGGCGGCCAUCUGUCCCAUUCACGGAGUGUAACGGUCGUGUGGAUUUACCAAACCUCGGGCAGUGUCUGGGUUAAACUUCUACAACAUGGCCCCCACUCACAAUAACAAAAAAGGACUGAGUAGAGACGAAGAUGAAUACUACGGCAUUAAAGUGGACAGAAAGGUAGGCCAAAUUGUCGUGUAUUGAGUGGUCUUUGGUUUGACUAAAUGUAGCCUCAUUUAUUAACGUGGCGGUGAAUUGUGUUUUUUUUUCCAGACCAGAAAGCCGUUGGUUGAGAAAAAGAGACGGGCUCGCAUCAAUGAAAGUUUGCAGGAACUCAGAGUUCUUCUCGCAGACACAGAUGUACGUUUUUGCACAUUUUAUGUCACUUUAUAUCACAUGUCCCCUCUCUUUGUGUAGCCUAUUGUCGUUGCAUUGUAAACCAGUUAUUUACAUUGUAGCCUAUCAAUCUGUCAUUCACAGUUACAAUCAAAGAUGGAGAAUGCAGAAGUGCUGGAAAUGACUGUAAAACGAGUGGAGAGUAUCCUUCAAAACCAAGCACAUGGUAAGGUAUAGGAUUAUUCACGCAAUGUUAUUAUGCACAUGGACAUUUUCAUCCAACUGGUAGAAUGUUCUAUGUGUUGGCCUAUGUCCUGUGAGUCUCAUUACUGUAUCUAUUUAGCUUCAUUUAUACCUGCCUCUAACAUGUGUCCUUCAUCCUGAUCUUGUCCUGAUCUUGACAUGAUCUUGUCUGUUUACACUUAUAGGAUCUGAUCACAAUCAGAUCACAAUGCGUCUUUUAGUCGUCUACACCUGUCUAAAAAUGUGGGCAACAUCAGAAUGUGGACAGGAUCAGGACAACGAAUGCAUGUUAGAACCAGGUAUAAACGGGGCUUCUGUCUGUGCUUUGUCAGAGGUAGACACAGUGAACCAUGAGGCAAGUGAAAGGUUUGCUGCUGGCUACAUCCAAUGCAUGCAUGAGGUGCACACCUUUGUGUCCAACUGCCCGGGAAUCGACGCAACUCUCGCGGCGGAGCUCUUGAACCACCUCCUGGAAUGUAUGCCCCUGAACGAUGAGGACAGACUCCAGGUGAUGCUCCAGGAUAUCAUGACGGACUGCUCCACUAACAGCAGCAGCACUUGGCCCAGUUCUGAGGGCAUUUACGCAGCACUGGUCUCCGCUGGAGGAAGGAGCAUCUCCAGCGGAAGCUCCUCAGCCCUCUCCCCGGCGCCCUCCACCUCCUCCAGUGAUGACCUGUGCUCGGAUCUGGACGAGACUGACUCUGAGCAGAGCCACAUCUCUGUGGACGCUGAGAACCAGGAUGUUCUGAACAUGCCCACAGUGGCCUAUUCCAAGUCCAUGUGGAGACCUUGGUAG
Messenger RNA from Coregonus sp. 'balchen', 1507 nucleotides. The record is from the annotation of a GenBank genome assembly. Lineage: Eukaryota; Metazoa; Chordata; Actinopteri; Salmoniformes; Salmonidae.